GGCGCAUCUCUGCAAAGCGGUGCGCUUCUGGGCCAGGGCAGCCGCAAUGAGGUCCUCAAUGCUGCCCUCUGAGGCUCGGGACUUUAUGUUCUAAGGACACAGAAGCCGUUUAGGAGAACUUAGAAGCUGAUGUCUCUUCAGAUCCUCUAGAAAUCGCUUCUUGCACAGGAUCCCAGAAGGAAGGAACAAGGUGGACUUGGCUGAACCUGGAAAUUUGGAAGCAGAGGAGCCCUUGAGAAUCCCCUAUGCAGGCGGUGGAUCGUACUGUUGCUCCUGAAAGAGGAGGAAGGGGAGAUCCUUUUGCGCACUGAGCCCAGAAGCCACAUGGAACAGGACGACGUGCCUGCAGCAGAUGUAGCCCCUCUGCCCCGCGGGAAGGGAGAGCGCCCUUACCCCUGCAGUGAAUGUGGGAAGGCAUUCAGCCAGUGGUCCAAGCUAGUGCGCCACCGGCGUAUCCAUACAGGCGAGCGUCCCAACACGUGUACGGACUGCGGCAAGUCCUUCACGCAGAGCUCCCACCUGGUUCAGCACCGGCGGACACACACGGGUGAAAAGCCUUAUGUCUGCCAUGACUGCGGCAAGGCCUUCUCCUGGAGCUCCAACCUGGCCCAGCAUCAGCGCACCCACACUGGGGAAAAGCCUUAUGUCUGCCGGGAGUGCGGCAAGGCGUUCUCCCAGAGCACCAACCUCAUCAAGCAUCAGCGCAGCCACACUGGCGAGAAGCCGUACCGUUGUCCGGAGUGCCCCAAAAGUUUCUACCGCUCUUCUGACCUCAUUCAGCACCAGAUCACGCACACCGGCGAGCGCCCCUUCAAGUGCGAGGAGUGCGGGAAAGGGUUCACCCAGAGCGCCAACCUGGUCAAACAUCGUAAGAUCCACGCUGGAGAGAAACCCUUCCGUUGCAAUGACUGCGGCAAGACCUUCAUCCAAAGCUCAGAGCUCAUCCAGCACCAGCGGACCCACUCGGGGGAGAAGCCCUACCAGUGCCAGGAAUGUGGCAAACGCUUUGGCCACGGUGCCACCCUCGUCAAACACCAGCGGCUUCACAUGGGAGUGGAGCCCUAUUGCUGUGCAGACUGUGGCAAGACUUUUGGGCUCAGCUCCGCCUUGGAACGCCACCGACGGUGCCACAGCGAAAGCCGCCCGUACGCUUGCGGGGAAUGUGGCCAGAGUUUCUCCUUGGCCUCCAAUCUUACUUUGCACUCUCGUAUCCACCGGGGUGAGAAGCCGUACCGCUGUGCCGACUGUGGCAAGUGCUUUGGCAUGAGCUCCACUCUCAUCCGCCACCAGCGUAUCCACACGGGCGAGAAGCCUUAUGCGUGUUUGGACUGUGGGAAGGCGUUUGUCCGGAGCUCGCACCUCACCCAGCACCGUCGAACGCACACAGGCGAACGGCCGUAUCAUUGUGAGGAAUGUGGCCGGCGUUUCUCCCAGAGCUCCAACCUCAUCACCCACCAGCGCAUCCACAUGGAGGAGCGCCCCCAUGUCUGCCAUGGCUGUGGGCAGCGUUUUGCCCUGGAGGAGGAACUGCAGCGCCACCAGCAGGAAGAGAAUGGGAAGUGCAAGGGGAAAGGAGAUGCCAGAGAACCGGAGAGCAGCGUUUCUCAUGCAGGGGACCUGUAUGUCAGCAGCCCUGAGGAUGCCCACGUGCAAACGGUUUGUCAGAACAGCGCAACGUGUGCCACUUGCUGUCUAGAUUGCAAAGGUGCUGGAGAAGGGGGGCAGCAUCCGAGCUGCCAUGCUGCUCAUCUUUGUAAUAUUUGUGGGCAGACCUUCCGAGAUGUUGAAACAUUAGUGCAACACGAAGAGAGUCACACUUCUUAUAUCUGCACUGAGUGUGGGAGGAGCUUUGACGAUGCUAGUACCUUAGCUUGCCAUCAGGAGGAUCAUGAAUCUUGGAUAUGUGGCACAUGUGGACAGGAGUGCCAGGAUAGCGUGGCCUUGGUUCAGCACGAAGAAACCCAUUCGCUGCCAAUCAGUAGGGCGUUUAGAGAGAAAUUGGUGGACAGCAAGACAGGUGGGCAGCAGGAGAGAAGCGGGAAGGGCAGGGAAAAUGUGAAACGUUUAUUGGUACAGGAAUCCCCCGAGGUUCUGCCGUGUGUCAAUUCCAAAGUAGUGGGGUGCGUCCUCACGCAGUCAGAGGACGUGCAAGUAGCUUGGGUCUGUCCUGAGUGUGGAAAAAGCUGCAAGGAUAACCCAACACUAGGCAGUCAUCCGCAGAGUCACGGGAGACCUCUUGCCUGCUCUGCACAUGGGGGCGGUGAGGUCACCCCCAGGCCGGAGAAACUGUACAAAUGCCCUGAGUGUCAGCAGGAUUUUAGAGACCUGUUGGCCCUGACUUGCCACCAGAGGGAGCAGAAGUGUGGGGAGCUGGAUCCGUGUGUCGAGUGUGAUCAGGCUUUUGUGGACACCACAGCCCUCACGCUCCACCAGAACAGCCACCUGGGGGACAAAGCGCAUGGGUGUCUUAAAUCCAAAGAAACUUCUAGUCCUGAAUUAGAUAUUGCUGUGCAUCAGAAGAAUCAGACUGAGGAGUCUUCUGAUACAGCUCUUACUGAGCCUCAGAAAGUCUUCCCCAGAGAAGAGCCUUCCAAUGAAAGUGCUCUCUCUAGCUUCAGUCAGGGAAAACCACUGGAAGAUCAGCUGUUCAGUGACCCCUUAGGACUUUCUGCACACCAAGGAACCAACACAGACGUCAACACUUCUGACAGUAAACCUCAGAGAAUCCCUGUGGAAGAGAGGGGACCCUCUGGUGGGCUGCUACAGAGCCAUUCAGCUCCUUCCUCUCAAGAAGACAAGUCUGACUUGAAUCCACAGGAUGACUGUAGAUCCAAGAGUCCCUUAGGUGAUUCUUCUUUCAAAGAAAGCUCUAGCCUUGCUCGGAUCCCUCAAAGAACUAAUGUCCUAGACAGGUCUGCUCCGGUAUCCACAGAAAUGACUGCCCUCAUCCAGCAGCCGAGCACCAAACCCUACAAGUGUCACCAGUGCGAGCAGAGUUUUACCGCUCCGGCCGGUUUGUCUCAUCACCAGAUCAGCCACACGAAGGAACGAUUGCUGAAGUGCCCAGAAUGUGGGCAGGGCUUCCCAGAAAGGAGGGCUCUGAUCCAGCACCAGAUGGAACACACGGUGGAAAAAGACAGGGGGCCCCGUCAACCACCAUCCCCAAAACAGAACUGUAGCAAGGACAGGGAGAGCCCAGAAUUUGGGGAGAGCUUCACAGGGAUCUCAGCCAUCCUUUUUCGGAGAGGGAACCAUAUCUCUGAAAGGAGCACGUUACAGCGGUCCAAGGACCAUGGAGCUGAUGGGAAGCAGAGCUUGGAGACCACAGAGCCCUACUUUAACCUUGACUUGAGUAAACCUCCCCGCACUGGCAGUGUGUUGGCCCAGCACCACAUACAGCCAGAGAAGGGCAGAUACCUUGUGUGUUCUGAGCCCAGGAAGAUUUCCAGAAAUAGUUCCCUUUUGCUGCACCAUCUCCAGAACCACACGGCGGAGAAACCUUGAUGCCCCAGAAUUGCAGGUCAUGUCAGUAUGACCUGUGAUGUGGCCCAUGUUGAUGCUCUCCCUCCCAAUGCACAAGGCCUAUUGAGCGGUGGGCCAGUUGAUGUAAUGUGGCUUUUAAAGUCUGUCAACCAGGGGAAAGUUACUGGCUAGGAAUUGUGGGAAUUGUAGCUCCAGAGGGCAGCAGGUUGGGGAAGGUGACUCCCGAUGGAGAUAAGACAUGGACAUUAUUCUAUGGGUGGGGUGUGGAGAUGAAACAACUGAAAAAGAGUGUGUUGCUGGCAGAUGGUGCAGGAUGGGAAACCCUUAUUUCUCUAUCUACAAAACAGCAAGUUGUCCUGCCAAAAUGUUUUCCUUUCUCUCCUUUCUUGCUUUCUUUCUCUUCCUUUCUCUCGUUUCUACUUCUCUUCUAAAAAAAAGACAACAAGCUCAAGAAUGGCGUGAACUCAAGUUUCUGUAAUCUGUAAUUGGUGAAUGGAAGCUGAAAUGUCUUGAAUUGUGGUUCAUCAUCAGUUUAGAGCAGUGUUUUUCAAACUUGGCUAU
Molecule: messenger RNA, 4044 nt
Organism: Python bivittatus (Burmese python)
Lineage: Eukaryota; Metazoa; Chordata; Lepidosauria; Squamata; Pythonidae
Biological process (GO): regulation of transcription by RNA polymerase II
Cellular component (GO): nucleus
Molecular function (GO): DNA-binding transcription activator activity, RNA polymerase II-specific; metal ion binding; RNA polymerase II cis-regulatory region sequence-specific DNA binding
Source: RefSeq, a predicted model, not a curated record